ACAACGAUGUAAAGGAAAAUUCCUUCGGGAGUGAACAAAACACUUAUUGCAUGGGCAUGUAAAAGCCAUUUCAUUUGAUUAGAUUUUCCAUCUACAUGUAUGUAUAUAUAUAUAGAAUUCCUAGAAAGCGAUGUCGUUAUCAAAUUCAUCAUGCGUAUUGCCUAAUAAAAGCUAAGAGACAGGCCAUAGAUGGUUUAAUAGAGCUAAAUAAUAAUUGUAUAGUCGUACCUCCAACUGUUUUGCAGGUCAAUUGGAAUUAGAGUAUAUAUAUAUGAGUCUAGCAAUACAAUUCAAGUAACGAAGUAUGAUUUGCAUUUUCGGAAAAUAUCAAUCCACAAUGAUAUGUACCACUCCUAUGCAUCUCCCGGCUUCGAUAAAAUCGGAUUAAAAACAGGCCAGAUCAACCUAUCAAAUUGGUUCACGGCAAAUACAGAUGGCGAUCGUCUUGUUGAUAGAUAAAUAUUAUUAUUGUUAACUAAAAUGUUAAAAUGAUGAAUUCGCCAAAAGACUUCGAAGAAGAUUUUUUAUCCUGUUUAAUAUGCUUCGGGAAAUUUAACCACCCCAAAACUCUGCCAUGUCUUCACACAUUUUGUCUUGAGUGCUUAAGAUCAUACAUAAAAACAACCACACAUUACCAGAAUGGAACGUCAUUCAAGUGUCCAACGUGUAGAGAUUUAGCGGCUGUGCCACAUCCCCAAAGUCCAGAUUGGGCAAGUCAAUUUAAAACCAAUUUUUACGUUAACAAUUUAAUGGAGGCAGCUGCAGCGACUAAGACAGCUCCACAAAACACGUUGGUUAGUUCCGCCGACUCCACGCUUCUGUCCAAUAAAAUAGCCAUAAAAAAGAAAUCCGAAAUUGCAGCACAUCAAUCGCAAAUAAAGCCUUAUCUGUUGUCUUUGGAUCUGGUGUGCAUAGAACUCGGAAAGGAACUGACGAGUAUGAAAAGUGAAAAGGAAAGAAUCAAAAAUGUAAUAUUGGCACAAUCUAAACAACUUCUACUAAUGGUCCAAAAGGAAACAACCAAAUGUUUGGGGCGAUUAGAAUCGAUAUCAUUUGAAAUUGAUGGAACUCUGCAAAGUCGGAUUGAUUCAACCCAAAGACUACGUUCAUCUGUUGAAAGUACAUGUAGUGACAUGGACACUCUAAUUAACGGAUCCGACACAAAAAUAGUUGAAGACGGGGAACGAAUUUUGGGUGAAAAACAGAGACUUAUGAGUAUAUUGCCAACUUCAUUGGAGAUUCCAGUUUUUAAAAUCAAAUAUAAUCCUGGUGCUAUUAACAUUGGCGAUGUUAUAGGAACUCCUGAUUAUAAAACGGAGAAUCGAGUACUGCCGCUUGAUGAUGCCAGAGGAGUGCCCAAACCAUCGCCCUAUUUCAAUCCCAACAAUAAGUUGACGUAUUUUUCUAAAUUGGAAACAAAAGUAAAAGGCGACAAACACAACCCAUCCAUCCGGGAUAUUGCCCUAUUACAAAUACAAAGUGGUACGAUGGUGGUUACAGAUUCAGGCAAUAAUUGUAUUAAAUCGUUUUACAACAAUAAGGGGGCCAAAAAGGACAACAGUCGACUUUCUACAGGACUUCCUCCACAUGCUGUCACGGUAAUCAACGCACAAAACAAGAUCGCAGUUACCAUACCAAAAGCUAAAGAAAUCUAUGUUGUAAAUGUUACUCCGAAUCUCGCACUAGAAAAACAGAUAAGGACACACAAGAAAUAUUGGGGUAUAACCAGCAUAGAUGGGGGCAAUUUUGCUGUUAGCACUUGUCCUGGUAGUGAAGCUGGGGUGAUUGAUAUCAUUAACCUGACAGGCGAGGUCUUGCAAAACAUCCAUACAGCUGGUCUCUUUCCUAACCCUCUUUAUCUUACAUCGUUAUCCACAGGGGACAUCAUCGUGUCAGAUUGUACAGUUCAAAAAGUUGCUGGACUGCGCCAAAACGGCGAUGUUAUAUUUGGAAAAGAUAAGCGUUUUAUUCGGCCCAUGGGAGUGGCGUGUGACUCUUUUGGAGGAAUUCUGAUCGUUGAUGCAAAUCAAAACGUAAUUGUUAUGAACGGACAAGGUGUGGUUCAAAACAAGUAUGCCCUCCAGUGUAAAGACACCAAAAAAGAAGUCAUUCGCAGCUUGGCUGUGCAUGAAAAUAUAGUGUAUCUCGUGUCAGAAGACUCGCUCGCAUUUACCUUUCUGCUACAGUAAACUCGACGAGUUUAUCACUUAGGGUCAAAUUUCUAACAGUAAUAAUAGCAAUUUGGUGUUCCUAGACCGAUAACACCUUUGUUAAAAACAUUCCAAUACUAAUAAAACUGUCAAUUGGUGGUGAU
This is a messenger RNA of Patella vulgata (common limpet), 2314 nucleotides long. Its product is annotated as RING finger protein nhl-1. Gene Ontology annotation, biological process: positive regulation of DNA-templated transcription. Gene Ontology annotation, molecular function: ubiquitin-protein transferase activity. The record is from RefSeq and is a predicted model, not a curated record. Gene Ontology annotation, cellular component: nucleoplasm; chromatin. The coding region runs from base 489 to 2189 and encodes 566 amino acids. NCBI's taxonomy places the organism in Eukaryota, Metazoa, Mollusca, Gastropoda, Patellidae. The transcript is spliced from 3 exons.